This is a messenger RNA of Sorex fumeus (smoky shrew), 7965 nucleotides long. RefSeq names its product nebulette (gene NEBL). Gene Ontology annotation, biological process: cardiac muscle thin filament assembly. The transcript has 24 exons. Gene Ontology annotation, molecular function: actin filament binding. The coding region runs from base 112 to 2697 and encodes 861 amino acids. Lineage: Eukaryota; Metazoa; Chordata; Mammalia; Eulipotyphla; Soricidae. The record is from RefSeq and is a predicted model, not a curated record. Gene Ontology annotation, cellular component: focal adhesion; Z disc.
CUUAAAGAUCUCAAGGUGCUGAGAUGGAGUACUAAAGACAUGAACUAUUCUAGUGAAUGAAAAAAAUAUAUAUUUAUUUACAUAUCUACUAUACAAAUAUAAAGAGUGAAAAUGAAGGUCCCUGUGUUUGAGGAUGUAAAAGAUGAAACAGAUGAGGAGAAAGCAGGGGAAGAAGAAAAUGAAGGCAAGGUUUUUCUUAAACCUGUUAUUGAAGACCUAAGCAUGGAAUUGGCCAGAAAAUGCACUGAACUUAUUAGCGAUUUCCAUUAUAAGGAAGAGUAUCAAAGGUCUAAGGACAAGUGUACGUUUGUGCCUGAUACUCCAAUGCUAAACCAUGUAAAAAAUGUUGGUGCUUUCAUUUCUGAGGCAAAGUACAAAGGUGCAUCCAAGGCAGAUCUCUCAAAUUCUCUAUAUAAGCAAAUGCCAGCCACGAUUGACAGUGUCUUCGCAAAAGAAGUUACUCAGCUUCAAAGUGAGGUUGCUUACAAGCAGAAGCAUGAUGCGGCCAAAGGAUUUUCAGAUUAUGCACACAUGAAGGAGCCGCCUGAACUAAAACAUGCCAUGGAGGUCAUGAAACACCAGAGUAAUAUUUCUUACAGGAAAGAUGUGCAGGAUACUCACUUGUAUAAUGCAGAGCUCGACAGACCAGACAUCAAGAAGGCAACACAGAUCUCCAAGAUCAUAAGCAAUGCAGAAUACAAGAAAGGAAAAGGAGUAAUGAAUAAAGAGCCUGCUGUAAUUGGAAGACCAGACUUUGAACAUGCUGUGGAAGCUUCUAAACUUUCUAGUCAAAUUAAAUAUAAAGAAAAAUUUGACAAUGAAAUGAAGCAACAUCAUUAUAAUCCCCUUGAAAGUGCUACUUUCAGACAAAGUCAACUUGCGACUAUCCUGGCAAGUAAUGUGAAGUACAAGAAAGACAUGGAAACUAUGCAUGAUCCGGUUUCAGGUCUCCCAAAUUUGGUUUUAGAACAUGCGCUGAAAACCAGCAAAAUGCUCAGCGGACAUGAGUAUAAAAAGGGUUUCGAGGAAAACAGAGGAAUGUACCAUUUUGCUGCGGAUGCUGCGGAACACCUGCACCAUAAGGAAAAUGCCACCCUCCAGAGCCAGGUUAAAUAUAAAGAAGAAUAUGAGAAAAAUAAGGGGAAGUCAAUGCUUGAGUUUGUGGAGACACCAUCAUACCAAACUUCAAAGGAGGCUCAGAAGAUGCAGAGUGAGAAAGUUUACAGAGAGGAUUAUGAGAAGGAGAUUAAAGGAAGGCCAGCACUGGAUUUAGACAAGACCCCGGAAUUUUUACAUGUGAAAUAUGUCACCAACCUUAUGAAGGAGAAAGAAUAUAAAAAAGACCUUGAAAAUGAAAUAAAAGGAAAAGGAAUGGACCUUAGUUCAGAUGUUCUUGAUAUUCAAAGAGCAAAACGUGCAUCAGAAAUGGUUAGUGAGAAAGACUAUAAAAGAGAUCUAGAAACUGAAAUAAAAGGGCGAGGCAUGCAGGUGAGCAUGGACACUCUUGAUAUCCAGAGAGCUAAAAAGGCAUCUGAAAUCGCCAGCCAGAAAGAAUAUAAGAAAGAUUUAGAAAAUGAAAUUAAAGGAAAAGGAAUGCAAGUGAGCAUGGAUAUCCCAGACAUGCUUCGAGCCAAGAGAGCAUCUGAAAUCUACAGCCAGAGAAAGUAUAAAGAUGAAGCAGAGAAAAUGCUCUCUAACUAUUCCACUGUGGUAGAUACUCCAGAAAUUCAGAGAAUUAAGACAACCCAACAAAACAUUAGUGCUGUAUUUUAUAAGAAAGAAAUAGGAGCUGGCACAUCCGUAAAAGAUACUCCAGAGAUUGAACGAGUGAAGAAAAAUCAGCAGAAUAUUAGUUCACUGCAAUAUAAAGAGCAGAACUACAAGGCAACUCCAGUCAGCAGCACCCCAGAGAUAGAGAGAGUGAGGAGAAACCAGGAGCAGCUGAGCAUGGUCAAAUACAAAGGAGAGAUGAAACAGGCAACAACCAUAUCUGACCCCCCGGAGCUGAAGAGAGUGAAGGAGAACCAGAAGAACAUCAGCAAUGUUUGUUAUAAAGGUCAACUGGGAAGAGCUACAGCUUUAAGCGUGACUCCUGAAAUGGAAAGGGUAAAGAAGAAUCAAGAAAAUAUUAGUUCGGUAAAAUAUACCCAGGAUCAUAAACAGAUGAAAGGCAGACCAAGUAUGAUUAUAGAUACACCUGGUCUGAGACAUGUCAAAGAAGCACAAAAUCAUAUUUCAAUGGUAAAAUAUCAUGAAGAUUUUGAAAAGACCAAGGGAAGGGGCUUUACUCCUGUUGUGGAUGACCCUGUGACCGAGCGGGUGAGGAAGAACACCCAGGUGGUCAGUGAUGCGGCCUACAAAGGGGUCCAUCCGCACAUCGUGGAGAUGGACAGGAGGCCUGGAAUCAUUGUGGCACCUGUUCUGCCUGGAGCCUACCAGCAAAGCCAUUCCCAAGGCUAUGGGUACAUGCACCAGACCAGCCUGUCAUCCAUGAGGUCAAUGCAGCAUUCACCAAAUCUACGGACCUACCGAGCCAUGUAUGAUUACAGUGCCCAGGACGAAGAUGAAGUGUCCUUCAGGGAUGGCGACUACAUUGUCAAUGUGCAGCCCAUCGACGAUGGAUGGAUGUAUGGCACCGUGCAAAGGACGGGGAAGACGGGCAUGCUGCCAGCCAAUUAUAUUGAGUUUGUUAAUUAAUCCCUCCUCUUUGCCCUUUGAGCUUUAACCUAAUGUAUACUAAACAGGAUCUUUUUAAAAGGUAGAAGAUACUUUUAAGGCAACUGAACUGUUGUUUUACAAUAAUCUGUUUCUUCCUUUGACAAUUAGACACACAGGUACCAGGAAGAAGGAAUGACUUCUGGGCUGAAAACAGCAGCAUUUUCAGUAACUCCUAUAAAAUUUCUGUUUUGGUCUGGAGACUUGGUGCUGCUAAUUGUAUUUAAUGGUUUCCUUGAAUAGGCUAUCAAACCCUUUUGGAAAUGUGUGGUUAUAGACUUUGAGAUAGGUUGUUGACUGCCCCUAAAUAUAACAAGUAUACAAAACUUCGUAGAUGUCACUUUGGAAUCACCAGAAGCCAAUUCUCUUAAUUCAGUAACACAGCCAACAAUUUGAAAACUGUUUAGAUUUUGAGUCUUAAACUGAUUUCUAAUUCAAGUGAAAAUUGCCUAAUGUAACAUACAUAAGCAAUGGCAGAAUGACAGUUGGUGAAACUUAUAUGGACUGGUAGUCUAGGGGACUUAGAAACAAACAAAGAAAACUUCCUUGUUUCCUUGGCCAACCUUGGUCUAUUUAUAUCUCAUUUGUACCAAUGCAAUCCUACUCUCUUUUGAUAUUCUGUGGGCCCAAAUCUCUGCUUAGAAUUUGGCCCACAGAAUGUCAGAACUGAAUAACAUCACAGCUACUCUGCAAAGGGCAAAUUUUAAGGUCACCUAUCCAAUUUCUCUAAUAGGCUUUACCGUGUUGCAUGUCAUGUAGGUUCAAGAUUCUAUAAUACAUUCCUGUUAUUCAAGCAAAAAGUAUGGCUGAUAUCUAAAACACUUUUCCUCUUAUGCCAGCUCAUCAGGAAAAAAUAUUUUGAAAAGUUGCUUGAGAUUUUUCUGCUAGUUGCAUUCUAGUUUUGAAGGAUGUACACCUUAGAUAUUAGAUAUAUAGUCUAGUACAUAAGUGGUUUAGGUACUUCUCGAACAACUUUCGUUAACUUAAUGCUCCUAUUGAUUUUAAAGUAAACAAAACUUAACAGGAGCCAGUAUGUUGCGGGAGGCUGGGGAGGGUAUGGAAGAAAAAGUGUGCUGCAGAAAACUACUGAAAGCUACUCCACCAAGAGAGAUCUGACUUUUUGUUUUGGAAAAUGGUAUUCAAAUUCUGGAAUGGAAAGGUAGCCACUGAGACUAGUUAACGAAAAGACUUCCUUUUCACUUUCAAUUUUUUUUCCUCUGACUUAGAAUCACAGAAUGUUAAGAUAGGAAUGUACACAGAGAUGUCUCAACUCAGAUCCAACAGGCUGUCCGUGAAAAUAGAACUGAUGGCAUAUUGUGAUUUUGACCUUAGCCCUUAGUGACUGAGAUUUUUACACACUGUCAAGAUCACCAGAGAGAUUAACACCCAUCUGCAACUAUGUUUUCCUGAUGCGUCAUUUAUUGGAACUGCAAUAGGAUAGCAUUCUUCUAGGCUUCUGAUGUUGUUCUGAUGAAGCUGGGGAAAGUUACAAAAAUAUAAUUAAAAAAACUCUUGACCUAGAGAGAUAGUACACGGGUUAAGGGUGUUUGCCUUGCGUGUGGCUUCCCUUGGUUUGAAUCCACAGCACCAAAUAUGGUCCCUCGAAUACUGCCAGGAGUGAUCCCAGAGCACUGCUGGGUGUGAUUCCUCACCCUCCCCAAAUCACUCUUGGGAUAGCUUCCUUAUGUAUUCUAUUCAAGGAAAUGAACCAUAUUUCCUAUAAAAUAAGUUUAUUAAAUUAGUCAUACAAGCAAUAUUUGUUGACAUUUUUGAAAACUUAAUACAUACUUUUUAGAAACUCUGCAGUUUCAUUUUCAUCUGGCCAAAAAUUUUAAAAAGGCUUUAUUGAACCUGAGCUGUAUCUACAUGACACCAACAUAAAUCUAAAGAGAUAAAAGUUCAGGUAAAUACUGAAGAGAUUUUGGAAGGUUUUUUUUUUUUAAUAGAUUACCAAAGAAUUAGUUUGACCAAUUUUCUGCCAUUGAAAGGACCAGUCAUAAUUAAAUCAUCAAUCCCACAUUAUUUAUGGUGGCUUUUACAAAAACCUACAAUGAAAAACUGAAGAGUCAAUAUUUUUGCACUAAAAUUUCUGUGCACUAAAAUUGAAGCUGACUCAAUUUUAUUGUACCAUUAAAUAAGUAUUUACAUAUCACCCAGACAGAGAACAUUUUGAGAUAAUAUAAAAAAAGUAAUUGUUAAUGAAGUUUUCAGACUGAAUGUAGGACAGGUACAAUUUUUGACAAAUAACACAUUUAUAGGAUUCUCAAAGGAAAUUGACUUGAAAUUAUGAUUAUAAACCUGGAAAGUUACCACGUUUCAUUGCUUUCCUAAUCUACUGAUUUUUAAAAGCCAAUUCACUGGAUGUAAAAGUCAAUAUACAUUUGAAGGAAUAAUUCUUCACAAAUUUUAAGCUUCACCUGAUGUUUACAUAGCAAGAAGUUUCUGCUUACAGUCUUUCAGAACUCAGAUCUCAUCAGAAUUUAAUUAGAGGGCAGUUAUUUUUGCAAUUAAGAGUGAGGAGAAUAUACUCCUGAGGCUAUAAUUUGAUAGUGUUGUCCUUGUUACAAAAGCCCACCAGGGUAUUAGUAAGCUUCUCAGUAGGAAAACAGAAAACAUGGAAUACCAAAGUGCUACUUCUACAGCAUCAUUUUUAAAAAGUGUUUUCUUGGACAACCUUGUUUCUUCCCACUUUCCUCCUUCCUAGCUUCAGUUUGACAAAUGGGUAUCUCGUAUGAAUAACGUUGACAGUGAAGGAAUAAUUUUAAAAGCAAGCCUUUUCAAUGAAGUCAAAGAAGUCUGUGCAAAAACAGUGAAGAAAACAUUCAGCCGAUUUUCCCCCCCAUUGAAUGUGUUCUCAAGUCUAACAGAAGCACAAGGAGCAAUUUGAUAGGCUUUUAAAGGGUUCAGCCAACAGGAGUUAGGUGACUCAGCCCUCUUGAGGAAAGUUUUGCCACACAAUAUAUUAUUGCUUUUGUUGUCGGCUUUUGUAGUCAACGUUUUUACUAAUUCCUGUUCGCAAGGAAAGCUUUCUAUUUCUAACCUGCAGCAAAGUGAAUUUUUUCCUGUCUCCUCAUUAGGGUUUACACACUCACAGCAUAGUGCAGUUUGAAAUACUCAUUUUUCACCUUCAGAUCUCUCUAUACGGUCCCUGCAUCUUCCCUGGCCUCUGCCACUCGUGGAGACCACAUGGGAAUUUGCAAGCACAAUUUCCAGUAACACUGUAGGAACACAGAUGAGUUUGGCCCAACCCCUCAUCUUCCACGAAGUACAAUGCUUGAGAGUCAUGAAGAUGCAGCUUUGCCUGUUACUAGUCUUUCCUUGUCCUCUCAUUGAUGAGCUUGACAACGUUCUGGGGCUCAGAAAAUAGACUGCUGUAAAACAGGCCACGGAAAUCGAAGAGGUCUCUUUUCUUUUCAGGUUCCUCUAUCUCGCAUGGAAUGUUUUUAAUGAAAAGCAAAAGAACAUAUUGUGUGAAUCUUUACAAACAUAUCUCUAUAUAAAGUGGAUAUAGUUUAUACCAAAUUGAAAGUUUAGGUAUUUACAAAAACAGGUGCCUUUUUGAUUAUCCUUGUAAUCCACUAUGGUCUUGGGAAGAAAACCAAGCAAGCAAGUUUUUGCCUAUUCUAGAAUAAUAUUUUAUUAUACAUGAUUGGUAUUUUUGUGGUGGGGAAGUAAGAUGCUCCUGACACAUAUGAAAUGUGGUAGCUGAUUGUAUUUAGAUUUCAGACUUUAGAAAAAACUCACUUCUGUUUUUCUUUUUUCUUUUCCCUGAAGAUGACUAAUUUACCUGAUUGUACUAACUUUGUGGAUUUAUAGAUAGUUGAGAUACAUAAACAUUAACUUUAGGUUUGGGAUUUAAAAUACUUAUUGUAAGAUAGAAGAGUUAUAUUAUGAGGCUAAAUACAUUUUACAAGGUGAGAUUCACUUCAUAAAUUCCUUAUACUUUCGCGAUUUGCCUCUGAUAGUCUAAAAGUGUCUAGAGUGUGAUUAUUUGGGAUAAUGUGACAUUGGGGUAAAGAAGCUUUAGUUAAGUUAGAUGUUCUGUAAGUUAAGCUAAGAAUGCUAAGAUGAAAGUCUCUUUCUGAAGUAUUCCAUGCCCAUAAGUGUCCUUUCCAGACAAUGAAUUGUCAACUCUUGAUGAUGCAAAAAUCAAGAUAUUGGAUGAUGCUUUUGUGGCAUCCAUUCCUUGAUGCUUACAUUGCAGGAAUUUAAAGGCCUGGAAAGGUCUCCUGGGCAAAUAUCCUUCCCAAUAGUCCCUAUUACUUCAGUAUAUUCAUGGAAACUCCAUACGCUUUUUGUGUUUGAUAUCUUGUAUCCAGUUUGCAUAGUGUAUACUUUGUAAUCAAGUUUCUGUUAAGAAUGAUUUAUUUUAAAAGAAAAGAGAAAACUGCAUCCAAGUUCCAUUCUUCAGUUUCUGUACAAUGAAUGUGGGGGCAUUUAGUAGCAGCCCCAAGUAGGUUGUAGGCAUUAUGUGAAAUUGUUGUUAUAGGAGACCCCUGAAAAAAUACAUAGAAAUAUAGUAUUGUUUAACUUUUAUUUGCUUUAAAAUAUGUCAAAUUAUAAUUGAUGACUAAUUUACCUGAUUGUACUAACUUUGAGAGGUUACUGUUAAAUGAGACAAUGUUUCUAAAACACAGGGGCAUACUGAAUGAAAAAACGUUAUUAAUACAAUUUGGCUUUUGUUAUGCAAAUUGUUAACACCAGCUAUUAAAUCUAUUUUAGUAGAAAUGCUUUAAUUCAUGUUCUUUUCCUCUACACUGUGAAUCUUUAAGCCUUGGUGGACGAGAGCAACGUUGUGCUACCCAAAGGACCUACCUAUGCAAACUAAUUCCCAUUUGAGUGGCUGUCACAGUAAAUGUAUAAUAAGACCUUAUCUCCCCCUGCAUAGUGUGCAGUGGCAUUGGAAUCACACUUUAAAGCCUAGCACCAUCUAUGUAUAGUAGAGUCGCUCACAACCCUUCAAGGCUACCAUAAUCUCUAGUAUUGGUAUUUGUUGAAGAGCAAAUUGCUAAUUUACUAUUAAAACUACUUGAAUGGUAUCAGAACCAGAAUGACAGAUGAAUGCGUUGGCCAUGGCUUCAAUGUGGUCACUGCAAGUGUUUGCCUAUGAUAGACCUGUGUUCUCAGAUGCACUCUCUUCAGGGUAUUAUUAUUCUGUGUCAUUUUUCUGUAUUUGUAAAACAUGAUCAUGCUUUACUUUCUUAUCUCUACACAUUUGGUUUGCUGAAAUAAAUGCAGGAUAAAACAAAA